Talaromyces proteolyticus is the source of this 1210-nucleotide messenger RNA. Its product is annotated as 37S ribosomal protein Rsm25. Gene Ontology annotation, cellular component: mitochondrial small ribosomal subunit. The record is from RefSeq and is a predicted model, not a curated record. The transcript is spliced from 2 exons. Gene Ontology annotation, molecular function: structural constituent of ribosome. NCBI's taxonomy places the organism in Eukaryota, Fungi, Ascomycota, Eurotiomycetes, Eurotiales, Trichocomaceae. Bases 149 to 943 code for a protein of 264 amino acids.
CUCUCUCCCGAGCAAUUCUUCGAGGCCAGCCAAUAUCCUGCGCUCCAGUGUUAAACAACGCAACUAAUUCCUCUAAUUCGACCUAGAGAUCACAUUCUGGUAUUUUUUUUUCCAGCAUCGGCCUUGCCGGGCUCUCGCCAGAGCCAUUAUGGGGAAAUACAACUUGACCGCACUGCGGGUGCGACAGAUGGCUCUGCGGCAAAGAGCAAGCAAAAAGAUAGGUAUCCUGCCUAGCUGGGCGGAUGUCGUAGGCGAUAUUCCUCCUACUCAAACUGUCGUUCGCCAACAGCCCAUUCAACACCAAUACUUGCGUCAGCGGGUCAGGACGAUACCAGGAACUUCUCGCACCGAAAUCGUCCACGAACCAAUCUCCCACAAACAAUCAAAAUCAAAUAAAAAGCCUAGCAAGAUUUUCUUACCAGUGGAAAUCAAGUACGAAGAAGAUCAGUUACGUAAAGAGUUCUUCCGCGAUCACCCAUGGGAGUUGGCAAGACCUCGAAUUUUGGUGGAAAAGACAGGGAAAGACUUUGAAAACUGGGAUUGGAGUCGAUUACAACAGCCGGGCAAAAGGCUUGAUGGUGAAAGUGUGGUACAGCGACAACUAUGGCUUCUCAACAACGUGCCGGACAUGACCAAGGCCGCGGCAUACGAUAUCGCUCGUCGAGAAUUUUAUCGGCUUCGUCUUAAACAGGAGAUCGAACAGCGAGUAGCAGCGGAGGAAGCCGAGGCGACAGGCGCAAUCUUCGGCCCUCGCAUGUUGGAAGUCAGCAUGAAACUGGAAGACAAAGUGUACGAAAAUUGGAAGACGUGGGCAAAGGCAGAAGCUCAAGUGCUUGAUCAAAAGCAGGCUGCAUUUGUGGGUGCACCAGAAGCCGUUCUUCCCGCAGACGAUGACAGCAACACGCUUUCACCUGCCGAGCCUGGGUCUGAAGCAGAUCAAUAGUCUACAAAGGUGUAUUUUUCUGUAUGCAUUUGUGGGUAUUCUGACAUGUACUAUAAAUGAAAUCAUUAUUUUCUCGUUCGUGGAUAUUAUGAGAGUGUCUGCCCCGGGUUGGUCUGCAGGGUUGUUACAUUUACUUCCUCUUUGCAGCUCGAGCUAUUCGCACAGUUUAGAAGUGAGCUUAGUGGUACAGAUGUCCUUGACCGUCCAAAUAGCGGCUCCUAAGAAAGUGAUACGUAUACGCAUUGAUAUUAAUUAAUUAAUUAGAAC